Messenger RNA from Chondrus crispus (carragheen), 186 nucleotides. RefSeq lists its product as hypothetical. The transcript has a single exon. The record is from RefSeq and is a predicted model, not a curated record. The coding region runs from base 1 to 186 and encodes 61 amino acids. NCBI's taxonomy places the organism in Eukaryota, Rhodophyta, Florideophyceae, Gigartinales, Gigartinaceae.
AUGGACGACUGGAUUGAUUCAUUGGGGGACGCGGCUGUGUUCACUACGCUGGACUGUAACUCGGGAUAUUGGCAGAUUCCGGUCGCGCCGGAGGACCGCGACAAGACUACCUUUACAACGCAUAUAGGGACCUUCCGACAUAUACGAAUGCCCUUCGGGCUACGCCGAGCUCCAGAUACAUUUUAA